Molecule: messenger RNA, 3261 nt
Organism: Microtus oregoni (creeping vole)
Lineage: Eukaryota; Metazoa; Chordata; Mammalia; Rodentia; Cricetidae
Gene: Muc22
Product: mucin 22
Exons: 1
Coding region: 1-3261 (1086 amino acids)
Source: RefSeq, a predicted model, not a curated record
AUGACCCCAACCACAGAUGAGACCAGUACAACCAUCAACUCUACACCCACCUCAACGACAGCUGGGACCAGCACAACCACCAACUCUACACCCACUUCAACGACAGCUGGGACCAGCUCAGUGCCUGGCUCUACAAUGACCCCAACCAGAGAUGAGAACAGUACAACCAUCAACCCUACACCCACCACAGCGACAGCUGGGACCAGCACAACCAUCAACUCUAUACCUAUCCCAAACAAAGAUGGGACCAGUACAACCAUCAACCCUACACCCACCUCAACGACAGCUGGUACCAGCACAACCACCAACUCUACACCCAGCCCAACCACAGCUAGGACCAGCAAAACCAUCAACUAUACACCCACCUCAAUGACAGCUGGCACCAGCACAACCAUCAACUCUACACCCACCCCAACCACAGAUGGGACCAGUACAACCAUCAACUCUACACCCACCUCAAUGAAAGAUGAGACCAGCACAACAUUCAACUCUACACCCACCUCAACGACAGCUGGAACCAGAACAACCAUCAACUCUACACCCACCUCAACCACAGAUGGGACCAGCACAACCACCAACUCUACACCCAGCCCAACCACAGCUGGGACCAGCACAACCAAUAAUUCUACACCCACCUCAACGACAGCUGGAACCAGCACAGCGCCUAGCUCUACAACAACUCCAACAACAGAUGGGUCCAACACAACCAUCAACUCUACACCCACCUCAACGACCUCUGGGACCAGAACAACCAUCAACUCUACACCGACCUUAACAACAGCUGAGACCAGCACAACUAUCAAUUCUACACACACCCCAACCACAGAUGGAACCAGUACAACCAUCAACUCUACACCCAGCCCAACCACAGUUGGGACCAGUACAACCAUCCAUUCUACACCCACCUCAACGACAGCUGGGACCAGCACAGUGCCUGGCUCUACAACGACCCCAACCACAGAUGAGACCAGUACAACGAUCAGCUCUAUACAUACCCCAACAACAGAUGGGACCAGCACAACCAUCAACUCUACACCCACCUCAACAACACCUGGGACCAGCACAACCAUCAACUCUACACCCACCUCAACAACAGCUGGGACCAUCACAACCAUCAACUCUACACCUACCCAAAACAUAGAAGAGACCUACACAACCAUCAACUCUACACCCACCUCAACAAUAGCUGGGACGAGCACAACAAUCACCACUGCACCCAGCCCAACCUCAGCUGGGACCAGUACAACCAUCCACUCUACACCCACCUCAAUGACAGCUGGAACCAGCACAGCGCCUGGCUUUACAACAACUACAACAACAGAUGGCACCAGCACAAUCAUCAAAUCUACACCCACCUCAACGACAGCUGGGACCAGAACAACCAUCAACUCUACACCCACCCCAACCACAGAUGGGACCAGCACAACCACCAACUCUACACCCACCGCAACCACAGAUGGGACCAGUACAACCAUCAACUCUACACCCACCUCAACGACAGCUGGGACCAGCACAACCAUCAACUCUACACCCACCUCAAUGAAAGAUGGGACCGGUACAACCAUCAACUCUACACCCACCACAACCACAGAUGGAACCACUACAACCAUCAACUCUAUACCCCCCUCAACGACAGCUGGGACCAGUACAAACAUCAACUUUACACCCACCUCAACGACAGCUGGGACCAGCUCAGUGCCUGGCUCUACAAUGACCCCAACCAGAGAUGAGACCAGUACAACCAUCAACCCUACACCCACCACAGUGACAGCUGGGACCAGCACAACCAUCAACUCUAUACCUAUCCCAAACAAAGAUGGGACCAGUACAACCAUCAACUCUACACCCACCUCAACCGCAGAUGGGACCAGUACAACCAUCAACUCUACACCCACCUCAACGACAGCUGGUACCAGCACAACCACCAACUCUACAUCCAGCCCAACCACAGCUGGGACCAGCAAAACCAUCAACUCUACACACACCUCAAUGACAGCUGGCACCAGCACAACCAUCAACUCUACACCCAGCCCAACCAUAGCUGGGACCAGCACAACCAAUAAUUCUACACCCACCUCAACGACAGCUGGAACCAGCACAGCGCCUAGCUCUACAACAACUCCAACAACAGAUGGGACUAGCACAACCAUCAACUCUACACCCACCUCAACAACCUCUGGGACCAGCACAAUCAUCAACUCUAUACCCACCCCAACCACAGCUGUGACUAGUACAACCAUCAACUCUACACCCAGCCCUUCCACAGCUGGGACCAGCACAACCAUCAACUCUACACCCACCACAACCACAGAUGUAACCAGUACAACCAUCAACUCUACACCCACCUCAACAACAGCUGAAACAAGUACAACCAUCAACUCUACACCCACCCUAACCACAGCUGGGACUAGCACAACCAUCAACUCUACACCCAGCCCUUCCACAGCUGGGACCAGCAUAACCAUCAACUCUACACCCACAUCAACAACACCUGGGACCAGCACAACCAUCAACUCUACACCCACCUCAACAACAGCUGGGACCAUCACAACCAUCAACUCUACACCCACCCCAAUGACAGCUGGGACCAGUACAACCAUCAACUCUACACCCACCACAAUGACAGCUGGGUCCAGCACAACCAUCAACUCUACACUCACCCCAACCUCAGAUGGGACCAGCACAACCAUCAACUCUACACCCACCCCAAACACAGAUGGGACCAGCACAACCAUCAACUCUACACCCACCCCAAACACAGAUGGGACCAGCACAACCAUCAACUCUACACCCACCUCAACGACAUCUGGGACCAGCACAGCACCUGGCUCUACAACCACCCCAACCACCGUUGAGACCAGUAUAACAAUCAACUCUACACCCACCCCAAUGACAGCCGGGACCAUUACAACCAUCAACUCUACACCCACCUCAACAACAGCUGGAACCAGCACCGCGCCUGGCUCUACACCCACCUCAACCACAGAUGGGGCCAGUACAAACAUCAACUCUACACCCACCCCAACCACUGCUGAGACCAGUACCUCCUCCAGUUCUGGCUGGACAACCCUCCACAGCGGCUCUAGCCUGGCAGUUUCAACCUCCACCUCCAACCACACCACCACAGUUGUAACUCCAGUGAACGCGGCAAAGCCCAGUGGGUCCUUGGAGCCAUGGGAAACCGUCCUCAUCACCCUGGCUUCUGUUGUUGUGGCCACAGCACUUUUUGCUGGAGUCUUCCUUUUUGUGGUGAGUGCCUGA